CAUAGUUUUGAUGCUGGCAGACGACAUGGCGUGUAACCAUAGAAACCCGAAGCCGGCCACGGUGUUCAGUCACAAGAACAUGGAGCUCAACGUGUAUGGAGAUGACGUAGAGGUGGAUUACCGUGGUUACGAGGUGACAGUUGAGAACUUCCUUCGUGUGCUGACGGGAAGGCUGCCACCCAGCACGCCACGGUCUAAACGUCUCCUCUCUGACGACCACAGCAACAUCCUCAUCUACCUCACUGGUCACGGUGGGAACGGCUUCCUGAAGUUCCAGGACUCUGAAGAGAUCAGCAACGUGGAGCUGGCCGACGCCUUUGAACAGAUGUGGACUAAGAGAAGGUACAAUGAGCUGCUGUUCAUCAUUGAUACUUGUCAGGGAGCCUCCAUGUAUGAGAGAUUUUACUCUCCUAACCUCAUGGCCCUGGCCUCCAGUCAAGUAGGAGAGGACUCCCUGUCGCACCAGCCAGACCUGGCUAUCGGGGUCCAUCUAAUGGACAGGUAUACAUUCUACCUGUUGGAGUUUCUGGAGGAUAUUCACCCUGCUAGCACCGCUAACAUGAACGAUCUGUUUAAGGUGUGUCCUAAGAGUCAGUGUGUGUCCACUCCGGGCCACCGUACAGACCUUUUCCUCCGGGACCCCGGAAACGUCCUCAUCACCGACUUCUUUGGCAGUGUCCGUAAAGUAGAGAUCACCAUGGAAACCAUCAACCUGACAGCUCCCAUGGUGCAUCUGGCUGUGGAAAGACCAGUAAGUGAGCUGAAGACAGAGAGCCAGUCAUAUGUGGACCAACUACCAGUGGCUGAGAUUAUACACCAGAAACCAAAGCAGAAGGACUGGCACCCUCCAGAUGGUUUCAUCCUGGGUUUGUGGACUCUCAUCCUCCUGGUCUUCUUCAAGACGUACGGCGCCAAGCACCUUAAGCACAUCUUCUAACCCCUGACCUUUUAAGCCCGAACUCUGACCCAUUUCUGCUCCUUGUGCAGUUUGCACUAGUUCCCUUGGCUUCCUAGAUUUGAAAGAAGACUGGUAUAGGACUCAUGGUGAAUAUUCUAAAGUGCAGGCUUUCAUCCAUCCAAGUGCACAACUGCGCACUUCAAGAUAAAGGACAGACAAUUGGGACGCGGUGUUGGCGAGGUCCCAAUCUUCUGGAUUACUAGAAGACUGCAAAGACAUUAUUAACAGUGAAAGAAUGGCACAGUCUUUUAGUGGUAAUUGCCUUUCUAGUCAUUCUAUUUCUAUGGUUAUUAACAUUAUCGAACGGGGUGAUUGGUACAUCCAUUUUGUUAUUGUUUGAAGAGCAGUUUGCCCCUUUUUUUUAACAUCAUAUUGUUUAUGUUUAAACUCUGCACUGUGUUGGAGAGAAUGUGGUGAUACAACACUGACCUGCACAAAGACACACAUUGUUGUGCCUUUCUGGACAUAAACAGUACUCUAACUACUGAUUACUGCUGGUCUUAAUUAUCCUGGACAUAAACAGUACUCUAACUACUGAUUACUGCUGGUCUUAAUUAUCCUGGACAUAAACAGUACUCUAACUACUGAUUAGUGCUGGUGUUUAUUCUGUAUUUAUUGUAUGGAAUCUGGUAAAUAGGUGUUUAGAGUUAAAACGCAACUGAAGAUGAAAAGGAUGGAAGCAGCGAAUACUGGAAGAAACAAUCCUACUUUUGUUGUAUUUUUUUAUUUUUUAUUGUUGCAUGGUUUAGAAUUUAAAGAGGGAGAACGGAAAAGGAAAUUGAGGAUAAAAUGAAAAGGGUUUAAAAAAAAAUACUGGAAAGCAAUGGUCCUUCUCAGGAGAGCAGAUAGAUGUGUUGAUUGUCUUAUUUGAUGUCUUUUAAGGAAAUGUGCGUUUUCUUUUUUCCUUUAUUUUGUGUCUGGCAGCAGAGCUGUCUUCUUCUCUCAUAUCUAUAAUUAAAUUGAUGGGACUGAAAGGCA
Messenger RNA from Oncorhynchus masou masou (cherry salmon), 1936 nucleotides. Its product is annotated as GPI-anchor transamidase-like. Gene Ontology annotation, molecular function: GPI-anchor transamidase activity. The transcript has 8 exons. Lineage: Eukaryota; Metazoa; Chordata; Actinopteri; Salmoniformes; Salmonidae. Gene Ontology annotation, biological process: attachment of GPI anchor to protein; proteolysis. The coding region runs from base 11 to 937 and encodes 308 amino acids. The record is from RefSeq and is a predicted model, not a curated record. Gene Ontology annotation, cellular component: GPI-anchor transamidase complex.